CGGUACGAUGAGUGGACGAACGCUUUCUUUUCUUGUUCUAGUGGCCGCUGUGUGCGGCGCAAGGGUCCCAACGAACUCUAGUAACUACACGUUUCCAGACGGUUUCAAAUUUGGGGUAGCAACGGCUUCCUACCAGGUAGAGGGGGCAUGGAACAAAGACGGUAAAGGACACAGUAUCUGGGACUACCAAACGCAUAACGAGACAUAUUUGAUUGCCGAUGGAUCGAAUGGCGAUGAUGCUUGCGAUUCCUAUCAUAUGCUCGAGAAGGAUGUAGCGCUAUUGAAGAAUCUUGGGGUUGACUUUUAUCGCUUCUCCUUCUCGUGGUCAAGGCUUCUACCAAGCGGACAUAUCAAUGCUGUGAACAACGCUGGAAUCGAUUAUUACAACGGCCUUAUAGACGCACUGCUACGGGAAGGAAUUGAGCCUUUGGCCACGAUCUAUCAUUGGGAUCUGCCACAGCAACUUCAGGAUCUUGGAGGAUGGCCAAACCCGGUUCUCGCAGACUACUUCGAGGACUACGCCCGUCUUCUGUUUGAAAAUUUCGGAGAUAGGAUAAAGAUGUGGAUAACAUUCAACGAGCCUUCUGUAUUUACCAAUGGUUAUGAGAGCAACAUUAAUCAUGCUCCAAGUAUUGAGGCUCCUGGGUUCGGGAAAUACCUGGCUUCACAUACCGUGUUGAAGGCCCAUGCACAGGCCUACCACCUGUACAACAACAUGUUCAGGGAAACACAGAAAGGUAACGUGGGAAUUACGCUCACCAUUGAUUGGUGUGAGCCCAAAGAGGAAACAGAACAUCACUUGGCUGCAUGCGAGAGAUUUCAGCAGUUCGAGAUGGGCUUGUACGGCAAUCCUAUAUUUUCUGAAGAAGGUGAUUAUCCUGAAAUCGUGAAGACGAGGGUCGAUAACAUCAGCGAAGCUCAGGGUUUCAGGAGAUCACGACUACCAAAAUUCACCCAAGAUGAGAUUGAAUACAUCAGAGGCACAGCUGACUUUUUCGGGUUGAACCACUACACAACGCAACUAGGAACGCCGUCUACUGUCAUCGACAGUCAGCCAUCUUACCGUAAUGACAUUGGAAUACACACAGAGUAUGACGAGAGCUGGCCCGAGUCAGCUUCUUCCUGGCUUCGUGAUGUCCCAUGGGGAUUCCGCAAGAUCCUAGUUAGUCUAAAACAGAGAUAUGGUAAUCCCCCAAUCAUCAUCACAGAAAAUGGUUUCUCUGACCGUGAAGGACAUGAAGAUGACAGCCGAAUCCACUACCACAUUGGCUACCUCACUGAGUUGCUGAAGGCGUUACAUGAAGACGGUGUUAACGUGUUUGGAUACACGGCAUGGAGUCUGAUGGAUAACUUUGAGUGGAAUCAGGGGUACACGGAGCGAUUUGGGCUGCACUACGUCAAUUUCACAGAUCCGGAGCGACCGAGAACCAUCAAAAAGUCGGGUAAAAUAUUCAAGGAGAUUGUAGCCACAAGGGAGAUCCCUGAGAGAUUCCGAAAAUAGAAUGUCAAUGAAAAGUGUUAAAUUGUCUCUUAUCGAAUUAUGUUUCGUCGCGUUUCACAGUAUCAACAGAACAUACAGGGUGUCCGGAUGAAAUGUAUCCGAAAUAAGAAAUGUAUAUCUCGGAAACUGUCAUACACGUAUCC
This is a messenger RNA of Cryptotermes secundus, 1644 nucleotides long. Its product is annotated as myrosinase 1. Gene Ontology annotation, molecular function: beta-glucosidase activity. The transcript is spliced from 11 exons. NCBI's taxonomy places the organism in Eukaryota, Metazoa, Arthropoda, Insecta, Blattodea, Kalotermitidae. The record is from RefSeq and is a predicted model, not a curated record. Bases 8 to 1501 code for a protein of 497 amino acids. Gene Ontology annotation, biological process: carbohydrate metabolic process.